GUCCUUUUUGAUAAAGCAAGUUACAUCCCCCCACUCACUAUACUCUGGUGUUCAAUCCACCUGUUUUAAUAGAAGCAAUAACGAAAAGAAGCUUCCAUUCCGCCUGAGCCUCCCCGCCGUACCCUCUACCGCAGACAUGUCUGACCCGAUCCUCUUCGAAGACACCUUCACUAUCACGUCAAUUAACGCUCAAAAAUACGAUCGCGUCUCUCGUAUCAGCUGUACGUCCACAGAUCAGCUAACCACCUUCACUCUUGACGUAAACUCUGAGCUCUAUCGUUGCGCGCCUGGUGAAUCUCUUUCACUCGCUCUCGCAUCCACAUUAGCGCUAGACGGUAAAGAUGAAGGUGCCGGAGGGCGAGCUGUUUGGAGAGACGUAGGUAUGGGCGAGACAACAUUGGCAAAUGACUAUGACUACGUGUGCUAUGGGAAAGUCUAUCGAUUUGAAGACAGUAGCACGGCGGGGAACAUGGCUGUCUUUGUUUCAUUUGGCGGAUUACUUCUGUAUCUGGAUGGACCAUACAAGAAGCUCAACCCGUUGAGAAUCGACUACGUUUACCUCUUGAUAAAGAAAUAAGCUCGAACAGCUUUGACCUUUUAAACCCGAUAAUACCACGGUCAGGUUAAUGCGGUAGUACGGGAUAAUACGGAACAACAAACGAAAUAAAAAGCUUAAGAGGAAAUACUCUCGGAUUUGCAUUUAGCGCCGGCGUUCUAUCUGGUUAGGUUCUAAAGUCUUUAAGGAAUCACUGUGUUUGUCUAAAUAAAUAAAAACAGGGAUGUU
Coccidioides immitis RS is the source of this 784-nucleotide messenger RNA. RefSeq names its product DNA-directed RNA polymerase I. The transcript has 2 exons. The record is from RefSeq and is a predicted model, not a curated record. Gene Ontology annotation, biological process: DNA-templated transcription. Gene Ontology annotation, cellular component: RNA polymerase I complex; RNA polymerase III complex; RNA polymerase II, core complex. Bases 137 to 577 code for a protein of 146 amino acids. Gene Ontology annotation, molecular function: DNA-directed RNA polymerase activity. NCBI's taxonomy places the organism in Eukaryota, Fungi, Ascomycota, Eurotiomycetes, Onygenales, Onygenaceae.